CCACAGCCCGCCCCCUGCAGCCCCGGUCCCCAGCCCUCAAAGACAGCGGAACUGAGAGAAGAGGCCUGUGGACAGAAAAGCCAUGUCCGACUCCCUGGUAGUGUGCGAGGUGGACCCAGAGCUAAAGGAAAAGCUGAGGCAAUUCCGCUUCCGAAAAGAGACCGACAACGCAGCCAUAAUAAUGAAGGUGGACAAAGACCGGCAGAUGGUGGUACUGGAGGAAGAAUUUCAGAACAUUUCCCCGGAGGAACUCAAAAUGGAGCUGCCAGAGAGACAGCCCAGGUUCGUGGUUUACAGCUACAAGUACCUGCAUGAGGAUGGCCGGGUGUCCUACCCUUUGUGUUUCAUCUUCUCCAGCCCUGUGGGCUGCAAGCCCGAACAACACAUGAUGUACGCAGGCAGUAAGAACAGGCUGGUGCAGACGGCAGAACUCACCAAGGUAUUUGAAAUCCGCACCACCGAUGACCUCACCGAGGCCUGGCUCCAAGAGAAGUUGUCUUUCUUUCGUUGACCUCUGGGCAGACUUGGAUUCCUGAUGUCCGAAUCUCCAGUGGACUGGGGACUGGGACCCCUAGCACGUGAACAUCCAAGACCCUAAAGGAAUUAAAAACGCGAGAACUCAGA
Oryctolagus cuniculus (rabbit) is the source of this 624-nucleotide messenger RNA. It is a transcript of the gene GMFG, whose product is annotated as glia maturation factor gamma. NCBI's taxonomy places the organism in Eukaryota, Metazoa, Chordata, Mammalia, Lagomorpha, Leporidae. Gene Ontology annotation, biological process: actin filament debranching; negative regulation of Arp2/3 complex-mediated actin nucleation. Gene Ontology annotation, cellular component: cortical actin cytoskeleton. Gene Ontology annotation, molecular function: Arp2/3 complex binding; actin binding. The record is from RefSeq and is a predicted model, not a curated record.